AUGGCACGGCUGCUGCUGGCGCUGCUGGCGUGGCUGGCUCAGACGAGCCCGGUGCGCGCCGCCGGCUCGGUGCGCCUGGCGGGCGGCCUCACGCUGGGCGGCCUGUUCCCGGUGCACGCGCGCGGCGCGGCGGGCCGGGCGUGCGGGCAGCUGAAGAAGGAGCAGGGAGUGCACCGGCUCGAAGCCAUGCUGUACGCUCUGGACCGCGUAAACGCCGACCCCGAGCUGCUGCCCGGCGUGCGCCUGGGCGCGCGGCUGCUAGACACCUGUUCGCGGGACACGUACGCGCUGGAGCAGGCGCUGAGCUUCGUGCAGGCGCUGAUCCGCGGCCGCGGCGAUGGCGACGAGGCGGCCGUGCGCUGUCCGGGAGGCGUCCCCCCGCUGCGCGCCGCUCCUCCAGAGCGCGUGGUGGCGGUGGUGGGCGCCUCGGCCAGCUCCGUCUCCAUCAUGGUGGCCAACGUGCUGCGCCUGUUCGCGAUUCCCCAGAUCAGCUACGCCUCCACGGCCCCAGAGCUCAGCGACUCCACACGCUAUGACUUCUUCUCCAGAGUGGUGCCCCCCGACUCUUACCAGGCCCAGGCCAUGGUGGACAUCGUGCGGGCCUUGGGGUGGAACUACGUCUCCACACUGGCCUCCGAGGGCAACUACGGCGAGAGUGGGGUUGAGGCUUUUGUGCAGAUCUCCCGCGAGGCUGGGGGCGUCUGUAUUGCCCAGUCCAUCAAGAUUCCCAGGGAGCCAAAGCCUGGCGAAUUCAACAAGGUGAUCAAGAGGCUCAUGGAGACACCCAACGCCCGGGGCAUCAUCAUCUUUGCCAAUGAGGACGACAUCAGAAGAGUCCUGGAAGCAACGCGCCAAGCCAACCUGACCGGCCAUUUCCUGUGGGUGGGCUCGGACAGCUGGGGGUCCAAGACCUCCCCCAUCUUGAGCCUGGAGGAUGUGGCCGUGGGGGCGAUCACCAUCCUACCCAAGAGGGCUUCCAUUGAUGGCUUCGAUCAAUACUUCAUGACUCGCUCCCUGGAGAACAACCGCAGGAACAUCUGGUUUGCAGAAUUCUGGGAAGAGAAUUUUAACUGCAAACUGACCAGCUCCGGCGGCCAAUCAGAUGAGGCUACCCGCAAGUGCACAGGUGAGGAACGCAUCGGACAGGACUCUGCCUAUGAGCAGGAAGGGAAGGUGCAGUUUGUGAUCGAUGCUGUGUACGCCAUUGCUCACGCCCUCCACAGCAUGCACCAGGCCCUCUGCCCCGGGUACACGGGCCUGUGCCCGGCCAUGGAGCCCACCGAUGGGCGGACGCUGCUGCAGUAUAUUCGAGCUGUGCGCUUCAACGGCAGUGCUGGAACCCCUGUGAUGUUCAAUGAGAAUGGUGAUGCACCAGGACGCUAUGACAUCUUCCAGUACCAGGCGACCAACGGCAGUGCCAGCAGCGGCGGGUACCAAGUUGUGGGCCAAUGGGCAGAGGCCCUUAGACUGGAUGUGGAAGCCCUGCAAUGGUCAGGUGACCCUCGCGAGGUGCCCCCUUCUCAAUGCAGCCUCCCCUGUGGGCCAGGGGAGCGGAAGAAGAUGGUGAAGGGCGUGCCCUGCUGCUGGCACUGCGAGGCCUGUGAUGGGUACCGCUUCCAGGUGGACGAGUUCACUUGCGAGGCCUGCCCUAGAGACAUGAGGCCCACGCCCAACCACACGGGCUGCCGGCCCACGCCCGUGGUGCGCCUCACCUGGUCCUCCCCCUGGGCGGCCCCGCCGCUCCUCCUGGCCGUGCUGGGCAUCAUGGCGACCACCACGGUGGUGGGCACCUUCGUGCGCCACAACAACACGCCGAUCGUGCGUGCCUCCGGCCGUGAGCUCAGCUACGUGCUCCUCACCGGCAUCUUCCUCAUCUACGCCGUCACUUUCCUCAUGGUGGCCGAGCCUGGGGCGGCCGUGUGCGCCACUCGCCGACUCUUCUUGGGCCUGGGCACCACGCUCAGCUAUUCGGCACUGCUCACCAAGACCAACCGCAUCUACCGCAUCUUCGAGCAGGGCAAGCGUUCCGUCACGCCUCCGCCCUUCAUCAGCCCUACCUCACAGCUCGUCAUCACCUUCAGCCUCACCUCCUUGCAGGUGGUGGGGGUGAUCGCGUGGCUGGGGGCUCAGCCCCCGCACAGCGUGAUUGACUACGAAGAGCAGCGCACAGUGGACCCGGAGCAGGCCAGAGGGGUGCUCAAGUGUGACAUGUCAGAUCUGUCCCUCAUCGGCUGCCUGGGCUACAGCCUGCUGCUCAUGGUCACGUGCACCGUGUACGCCAUCAAGGCCCGAGGCGUCCCUGAGACCUUCAACGAGGCCAAGCCCAUCGGCUUCACCAUGUACACCACCUGCAUUGUCUGGCUGGCUUUCGUGCCUAUCUUCUUUGGCACUGCCCAGUCAGCUGAAAAGAUCUACAUCCAAACAACCACGCUGACCGUGUCCUUGAGCCUGAGCGCUUCGGUGUCCCUCGGCAUGCUCUAUGUACCCAAGACCUACGUCAUCCUGUUCCACCCCGAGCAGAAUGUGGCAAAGCGGAAGCGGAGCCUCAAGACCACCUCCACGGUGGCAGCGCCCCCCAAGGGUGCAGACACAGAGGACCCUAAGUAG
This is a messenger RNA of Lepus europaeus (European hare), 2607 nucleotides long. RefSeq names its product glutamate metabotropic receptor 6 (gene GRM6). Gene Ontology annotation, biological process: regulation of synaptic transmission, glutamatergic; G protein-coupled glutamate receptor signaling pathway. NCBI's taxonomy places the organism in Eukaryota, Metazoa, Chordata, Mammalia, Lagomorpha, Leporidae. Gene Ontology annotation, molecular function: adenylate cyclase inhibiting G protein-coupled glutamate receptor activity. The record is from RefSeq and is a predicted model, not a curated record. The transcript has 10 exons. Gene Ontology annotation, cellular component: membrane. Bases 1 to 2607 code for a protein of 868 amino acids.